Messenger RNA from Sus scrofa (pig), 1021 nucleotides. NCBI's taxonomy places the organism in Eukaryota, Metazoa, Chordata, Mammalia, Artiodactyla, Suidae. The record is from RefSeq and is a predicted model, not a curated record.
AUGUACCUGAGCACAGUACUAGGAAACCUGCUCAUUAUCCUGCUCAUCAGGCUGGACCCUUGCCUCCAAACCACCAUGUACUUAUUCCUCAGUCACCUGGCCCUCACAGACAUCUCAUUUUCAUCUGUCACUGUCCCUAAGAUGUUGACAAACAUGCAGACUCAGGAUCAAUCCAUUCCCUAUGCAGGGUGUGUAACACCAACUUUUUUCAUGUUUUUUGCUUGCAUUGAUAACCUUCUUCUUGCAGCGAUGGCCUAUGUCUGGUAUGUGGCUAUAUGUCACCCUCUACACUACACCAUAAUCAUGAAGGAGGAGCUGUGUCUAUGUCUUUUGGCUUCACCCUGCCUCCUCUCCUGUGCUGAUGCCUUGACCUACACCCUCCCCCUAGCUCAACUCUCCUCCUGUGCUGACAACAUCAUCCCCCACUUCUUCUGUGACCUUGCUGCCCUGCUUAAGCUGUCCUGCUCAGACACUACUCUCAAUGAGCUGGUCAUACUAAUUGUAGGGCCUGCAGUUUUCACCUUUCCUUUGAUUAGCCUUCUGGUCUCUUACAGUUGCAUUGGGGUAUCCAUCCUGAGGAACCCUUCUACUAAAAGGAUGUGCAAAGCCUUGUCCACCUGUGGCUCCCAGUUCUCUGUAGUGACUCUAUGCUAUGGGACAAUGAUGGCAGUGUACUUUUCCUCCUCAUCCGACCAGUCCCAUGACAAAGACAUCAUUGCUUCUGUGAUGUACACAGUGGUCACUCCAAUGCUGAACCCUUUCAUCUACAGCCUGAGAAACAGAGAUAUUACAUUGGCUCUGGGGAAACUUUUCAGAAACAAUAAUCUUUUUUUCCAAGUGAGAAUCACCUAACCAUGUUCUUAUUUAUUCACUUACCUCGUCAGAAAUGCCUUAAAAAUUUGUAUGUUGAUUACCCAUGUCUCUAGCACUUUUCAUCACUGUCCUUUAAAUAGUCAUUUUUAUUGGAUCAAUCUCAUUCCCUUUAGUCACAUCUCUUGUCCCUUUAUUCCUCCAUAACUCU